AUUAUGUAUAUUCACAACUAUGACUAUUGCAUUUUAGGCGCUUGGCCAUGGAUCGCUGCAUUAGGUUUUCGUAAUCCCCGAAACCCAGACAAACCACUAUGGAAGUGCGGAGGUUCCCUGAUAUCGGCUAGGCAUGUUUUGACCGCAGCACAUUGUGCACAUAUGGAUGGAAUAGAAAACAUACACAAUCAUAAUAUUGCCAUUCUUAGAUUGGUGGAGGAGGUGCCAUUUUCGAGGUACGUAUAUCCCAUUUGUACGAAAGAGCCCCUACGAAAGAGCAACUUCGUCGGCUAUAACCCCCUUGUUGUUGGAUCGGGAGCAUUAAGAUAUAGACGACCACGACGUAAUGCAUUAAUGGAAGUACAAAUGCCAGUGAUUAAGAACGCCGAAUGCAAAAUAGCUUAUUCCAAAUUUCCUAAUGCACCUGAUAUCACUGAUGGUAUAAUAUGCGCCGAACAUGCUCAGGGUGGAGAGGAUUCUUGUACGGCUGACCGCGGCGGACCACUGCUGAUACAACAUGAAUUAACCUCGUAUUUAAUAGGUAUUGUGUCUUAUGCUUAUAAGUGCGGCACAGCUGGGUAUCCCAGCGUUUACACUAGGGUCACAUCGUACCUUGACUUCAUUCUCCAAGCGAUGCAAUAAUAUGAUAUUACUGUUCCAUAAAUAUCAUUGUGUAAAAAACGUAAAGUUGGAUUUUCUUAUUGUGGAGAUAAGAAACAGCUCAAAUUUACAUUGUUUUGUACGUUACAAAUUAUAGGCUUAAAAUGUACGAAAUGUAACUUUGAAACGACACUAAUCUUUUACGCACGAUAAACCUCCACGACUUAGGUAUGUAAAGAUGAUAAACGUAUAUUAAUUCUAUAAAUUUGGUAAUAAUAAACCAACUUUCUGAGAAGUUCUGUAAAUUUCGUUUCUGUUGUAUCAAGAGAAUAAUGGAAUAUUCCACUUAGAUCGUAUACUUCUUGUACGUACGUACAAAAUUUUCCGGCUAAUCUAAAACACUUCAUAAGAUAGAGAGCUUCUGGAAAUUCGGACACAGAGAG
Molecule: messenger RNA, 1043 nt
Organism: Bombus huntii
Lineage: Eukaryota; Metazoa; Arthropoda; Insecta; Hymenoptera; Apidae
Product: venom serine protease Bi-VSP-like
Exons: 4
Coding region: 4-642 (212 amino acids)
Biological process (GO): proteolysis
Molecular function (GO): serine-type endopeptidase activity
Source: RefSeq, a predicted model, not a curated record